CUCCCAAAGGCCUGUGUGCUGUGAACGAGGAAAACUGCUGAUCCUGCAAAGAUACCACUUUCUUCAGCUGCUCUGAUGAAGUGUUGGACCCUCUUGCCCAGAAGGAGGAAGUUGCUGUGUUUUGAGGUCAGGGUGAGCUGAAGAAUGUCAGAUCAAGGUAUUUCAUGGAGCCUUUGAGCACUAACAUCACUGCUCUCUGCAUGACCAUCUGAGACCAAACGAGCUGGACACAGCCAUGGGGGACUCUCCAGCAAAUGUCCUGGGUGGAGGCAUGGACACACAGACUGAACUGGUGGAGAGGGUGGCAGCCAUAGAUGUGUCUGUUGUCCCAGACAGAAGUGACCAAAAUGGUGAAGACAACCCUGAAGAAAAUGACACAGUCUUUUCUGAUAACAUAAAGGACAUCCAAAGAAAUGGAGUCAGCAGUGACAUGGGAAUCAAUGAACUUCUGCCUUCCCAACAGUCAGAAGAUGCUCACUUGAGGAAUGUUCCCAAAAGACCUCUAACUAGACCUGGCCUGUCCAGUAGGAAGUUGUCCCUUCAGGAAAGAUCAUCAGGAGGUUACUUGGCUUCUAGCAACACUCCAGGUUGUGGUCCCUAUGCCACGGGGCCAUCACCACGUAUAAUCAGGAGACCAACGAUAGAGUCCAAUCGGGUCUCCAUAUCAGACUCUGAGGACUGUGUGCAAUUAAACCAGUACAAGCUGCAGAGUGAAAUAGGGAAGGGUUCCUACGGCGUCGUGAAACUGGCCUACAACGAGAACGAUGACAAGUAUUAUGCUAUGAAAGUCCUCUCCAAAAAGAAGCUCUUGAAGCAGUAUGGAUUUCCACGUCGGCCUCCUCCCAGAGGGUCAAAAGCAUCCUCUGGAGACCAGCCCAAACCCAUGGCACCCCUGGACAGAGUCUAUCAGGAAAUAGCCAUCCUGAAGAAGCUGGACCACAUCAAUAUCGUUAAGCUGAUAGAGGUCCUUGAUGAUCCUGCAGAGGACAACUUGUACAUGGUGUUUGACCUCAUGAGGAAAGGGCCUGUGAUGGAGGUGCCGAGUGAGCAGCCCUUCAGCGAGGAGCAGGCUCGGCUCUACUUCCGAGACAUCGUCCUGGGCAUCGAGUACUUGCACUACCAGAAGAUCAUCCACCGGGACAUCAAACCUUCCAACCUGCUCUUAGGAGACGACGGCCACGUUAAAAUCGCUGAUUUUGGUGUCAGCAAUCAGUUUGAAGGGAAUGAUGCCCAGCUUUCCAGCACUGCAGGGACACCAGCCUUCAUGGCACCAGAGGCCAUCUCACAGACUGGCAAAAGUUUCAGUGGAAAGGCACUGGAUGUGUGGGCCAUGGGAAUCACCCUGUACUGCUUUGUUUAUGGGAAGUGCCCUUUUAUAGAUGAAUAUAUUCUGGGUCUUCAUAACAGGAUCAAGACCAAGCCUGUGGAGUUCCCAGAAGAAGCACAGAUAAGUGACGAGCUCAAGGAGCUGAUACUGCGCAUGCUUGAUAAAAAUCCAGAAACAAGGAUAACAGUCCCUGAAAUAAAGGUGCACCCGUGGCUGAGCAGGGGCGGCGCGGAGCCGCUGCCGCUGGAGGAGGAGCACUGCUCCGUGGUGGAGGUCACCGAGGAGGAGGUCAAGAACUCCGUGAAGACCAUCCCCAGCCUGCCAGCCGUGAUCCUGGUGAAGGCCAUGCUGAGGAAGCGCUCCUUUGGGAAUCCCUUCGAGGUGCAGACGAGGCGGGAGGAGAGAUCCAUGUCUGCUCCAGGGAACCUGCUGAUAACACAAGGCAGCAGAGAAGCAGCCAGGGACCCGGAGCUGCCCGACGUGUGCGAAGACGAGGCCGCGUCCUGAGGCCGCCCGGCCGCCGCGGGCUGGGCGCGCAGGAGCUCCAGCCCUUCGUGGUGUCGCGUAGCACAUCGCCCUCAUCACCCAGCCCGGGGCCUGCACAGCAAAAACAGAACCAGACUAAACCCACCAGAAUCGGACCAAGCCAGAAAGCCAGGCAGGAGGAUCGGAGCAGCGCCGAGGAGCAGAGCGAGCCUCGGGGCAGCGCGGCCGCGUUCCUCGGCCAAGGUGUCCUUGGCUCCUCCGUGUGUGCCUUGCUCUCCACGUGUGCUUCACCUCGGGGCUCUGUCGGGGGUCUCGGCUGAGGAACAGGGGUUUGUUUGUCUCAAGGGUCCUUUUCCCCCCAGAGACUUUUCCCUUGCGUUUUUGCAUUCCC
Poecile atricapillus (Black-capped chickadee) is the source of this 2204-nucleotide messenger RNA. It is a transcript of the gene CAMKK1, whose product is annotated as calcium/calmodulin dependent protein kinase kinase 1. The record is from RefSeq and is a predicted model, not a curated record. Gene Ontology annotation, molecular function: protein kinase activity; ATP binding. Bases 236 to 1834 code for a protein of 532 amino acids. NCBI's taxonomy places the organism in Eukaryota, Metazoa, Chordata, Aves, Passeriformes, Paridae. The transcript has 17 exons. Gene Ontology annotation, biological process: CAMKK-AMPK signaling cascade; protein phosphorylation; activation of protein kinase activity.